Messenger RNA from Pelagomonas calceolata, 976 nucleotides. NCBI's taxonomy places the organism in Eukaryota, Pelagophyceae, Pelagomonadales, Pelagomonadaceae. The record is from the annotation of a GenBank genome assembly.
CUUGACAGUCUCUUGUGCUCUCGCGCCGCCCCGGACCCCCGGGGAGGCCCACGUCUGGCGCCGACGCGCGCGGGGCAGCCCCCUGACACUCCACAUCGCUCCUAGCUCGCGACGCGCUUGGGGCAGCGAUACAUCACACCUGAGGGCAUCAAUGGAGCACCCACAGCCGCCACCGACCACAACGCAGACGAGCGGCUGCCACUGGUCUCCCCGCCGCACAAAAUCGCCGCUGGCCCUCCUGCCGCCCGGCGUCGAGAGGGAACACAUAACUAAAUUCGCGGGCGCCGAGGAGCUGCGCCUGAUUCGAUUGCUGUCGAAGCGGCACCUUCAAAGGAUCGCCAUCGACGGGCACUGGCGGGUCUUAUGUGAUAAGCUGUGGACCGAUAAGCCCGGCUUCGCAGGGCGCCGAAAACCCCUCUGGGGCGUCUUCGCGGCGAGCGGCGAGCUCACCGUAGCCGACCGCGCGCUCCAAUCCUCGUCAGAAACGCAAGCGUCCUUCGUGCGCGUCUCAUUAUCAGAACCGAGAACCCACGACCUCGCGCCGCACGAGACGUGUCGGAGACUGAAUUGGCGCGAAUCUUACGACGGCUCCGUCAAAGACGCGACGCGAGACGAGAUCACGGCCCAGGAAUUAGAAAGGUGGCCCUGGCUCUGCAUGGACUACAUGGGGUUUCGGGGGCACGCGCUCGCGUUCGAGGGGCGCGGUUUGAGACACGGCGGCGACGCGCUCUUCCAGGAACGUCACCGGUUCGCGCGGCACGCGUGGACGCGCGCGGCGCCGGCGUCACUCGUGCUGAACGGGCUGCAACUGUCGCCCGGCGGGAGCGGGACGCUGCGCGUCGAGCGCCGCGAAAACUGGGGCUGGCGGUUGCGCCACAUGUACUGGGCCUGGGACGCGGCGCCCGGCGUUACCGGGCCGGGGUCCUGGCGGCGGGACGCGCGGCUGGGGGUGGAGUAGUUUCUCCUUGUACUUCGU